CCGAUAAGGACUGUAUGAAACGAACCACAACGAAAUCCGAAGGCUGAGGCAUCAUGGUGAACUUUGCGGCAGCGCUUCGUGAGCACUGGGUGAAUGUCCUGGUACCCCUUGGAUUCGUUAUUGGUGUUUACCUGGACAGGCGGAACGACCAGAAAUUGACAGCUUUCAGGAACAAAAGUGCUUUGUACAGUCGAGAAUUGAAGCCUGGUGAGCAAUAUACCUGGAAGUAGAGUCUCCCACUUGACGAUAUUUAUAGUUUCCCAUGCUUCACUCACUGUACUGGAUGAUUUCGGUGUUGUCCUCGGGCAGUCAAUGACUGUGUUCAACUGUUAUUUGAUACCAGAUGUAUAGACCAAUAAUAAAUGUACCCUUUAAA
Molecule: messenger RNA, 376 nt
Organism: Chanos chanos (milkfish)
Lineage: Eukaryota; Metazoa; Chordata; Actinopteri; Gonorynchiformes; Chanidae
Gene: ndufb1
Product: NADH:ubiquinone oxidoreductase subunit B1
Exons: 3
Coding region: 54-230 (58 amino acids)
Cellular component (GO): mitochondrion; respiratory chain complex I
Source: RefSeq, a predicted model, not a curated record